This is a messenger RNA of Mugil cephalus (flathead mullet), 3333 nucleotides long. Its product is annotated as GDP-Man:Man(3)GlcNAc(2)-PP-Dol alpha-1,2-mannosyltransferase-like. Gene Ontology annotation, cellular component: endoplasmic reticulum membrane. The transcript has 6 exons. Gene Ontology annotation, biological process: protein N-linked glycosylation. The record is from RefSeq and is a predicted model, not a curated record. Bases 61 to 1662 code for a protein of 533 amino acids. Lineage: Eukaryota; Metazoa; Chordata; Actinopteri; Mugiliformes; Mugilidae. Gene Ontology annotation, molecular function: GDP-Man:Man(3)GlcNAc(2)-PP-Dol alpha-1,2-mannosyltransferase activity.
GACAGGGCGCUGGGUCAGCUGACAGUAACUUCCGGUGUUGUGAAGAGUCGUGUUGUCAAAAUGGCAGGGCAUGAGCAUCACCACUUAUCUCUGUGUUUCUGCGAUUUAAUGAGGUUGCUGUGGUCCCUGGUCGUACCAUGCGCUUACCUCAGUUUGUUCCUGACCCUCGUCCUGCUUCUGCUCCUGCUGGGGCUCCGCGUGUGGCUGCAGGGCCGACGCAAGGCCCGCCGGACCCAGGACGGCGGGCCGGCGGUGGCUUUCUUCCACCCGUACUGCAACGCUGGAGGAGGCGGGGAACGGGUCCUCUGGUGCUCCCUGCGGGCGCUCAUGCAGCGGUAUCCUGGUGUCUCCUUUGUGGUUUACACUGGAGACCAGGGCGUGAAUGCCGAGCAGAUUCUGGAGGGAGCUCGACAGCGUUUCAAUAUCACGCUGCCUCGACCGGUCACUUUCAUCUUCCUGCGUCAUCGAAUGCUGGUGGAGGCCAAUUCCUACCCUCACUUCACCCUGCUGGGGCAGAGUGCCGGCUCCAUGUUCCUCGGGUGGGAGGCGCUGACGGCCUUCGUUCCUGACUUGUACGUGGAUUCUAUGGGUUACGCCUUCACCCUGCCAAUCUUCCGCUACCUGGGAGGCUGUAAGGUAGCGAGCUAUGUUCAUUAUCCCACCGUGAGCACCGACAUGCUGUCUGUGGUCAGAGAGAGGAAUGCAAGAUUCAACAAUGCUGAUUUAAUCUCCAGAAACCCCGUGCUGAGCGCGGUGAAGGUGGUGUACUACUGCUGCUUUGCACUGCUGUACGGCCUCGCUGGCUCCUGCAGCGACGUCAUCAUGGUGAACUCCACCUGGACGCUGGGCCAUAUUCUGGCUCUCUGGCGCUCCCCGAGCCGCACCGGUGUCGUCUACCCACCCUGCGACGUUAGGGCAUUCCUGGAGAUCCCGCUGGAAGAGGAGGACGAUGAAGACGAGAUGGACGAGGGCUGGGAGGAGCUCGGGCAGGAGCUCGCAGGUGGAGAGGAAGUGGAAGGCAGUGGAGGAGGAGGAGGAGGAGGAGGAGGAGGGGACAGGAAGUGCCACACCAUCGUGUCAGUUGGUCAGUUCAGACCAGAGAAAGACCAUCAGUUGCAGAUCAGGGCGUUUCGUAAACUGCUGGACAGGAAAGGGGACGGGCCUGGUGGGAGGGAGUCACUGCGGCUGGUGUUGAUUGGUGGAUGCAGGAACCAGGAGGACGAGGAGCGGGUCCUGAUGCUGCGUGGACUCUGCCAGGAGCUGGGCGUGUCCGACCGCGUCGACUUUAAACUCAACAUCCCCUUUGAGGAGCUGAAGAGAGAGCUGGUGAACGCUACCAUCGGUCUGCACACCAUGUGGAACGAGCACUUUGGCAUAGGUGUGGUGGAGUGUAUGGCUGCAGGCACUAUUGUUCUUGCCCACAAGUCCGGUGGUCCAAAGCUGGACAUCGUGGUGCCAUAUGAGGGCAGACAGACGGGCUUCCUGGCCGACAGCGAGGACAGCUACGCUGCUGUCAUGGAAACCAUCUUGGAGCUGUCGCCAUCAGCUAGACUGGAGAUUAGACGUAAUGCCCGAGAGUCCGUGGAGCGGUUCUCGGACCAGGAGUUUGAGGCUAGUUUCUUGGCUGCUAUGGAGUCUGUGAUGAAUAAAUUGGAGCGAUGAGGAAGAACAGACGAGGCAGCUGUCCACCAAGCAUCAGGACGUCAUGAGUCCUGUUGUAGUUGUAUUUAAAUAGUCUACACAGAUAUAUGUGAUGAAGGCGCAAAGGUCAUAUCCAUUUUUAAAAUUAAGCUAAGCUUACAGUUAAGUUUAUUAUACAGAAACGUCUGGUGGACACAUGGAGCUAAUAUUCUUCUUAUCACAGUGAGAAAUAAGCAAAAAAGAAAAAAACCUUUCCGGUGACUUUGCAUGUGUCCAACCUGUUGGUGAAUGUGAAAGUCACGGACGACAGCAGAGCAAAACGGAUGGAGAUGAUCUGCCAGCAAAAAAUAAUAAUAAUAAUAAUCUGACCUGGUUUCAGAAAUACAGUCUGUGACCGUAAUUUAAAAAAAAAGGUACACAGUGUGUUCAUGUUAUGAAUUAUGUUUUCAUUACUGUAUAUUCACCCGCUUUAUAUCAAACAAAUCAACAGCUGACUCUAGAAAGGACCUUUUACAUUUUUACAUUGAAGUGUCAGCCACCGUUGGACAGUUGGUUGUGAUCUUCAAUCACACCACUAGAUGCCACUAUAUUGUACAUACCAGUCCUUUAAAAUACAGAUGUGAUGAUAGAUAACAGACAAAAAAGACUUAACUGUUUAGAAAACUUUGUUAGUCACAUCUUUCCCAGUGGGAAUUUAGGAUUUCCAAGUUGAAAAACCUUUGGGAUAAAUAAGAUGAGAAUAUUAUUAUUAUUGAUUUCUUAUUUCUGUGAUACUGGGUCCAGAAACAGUCUAGGCCAGCUGGGCACAAACAGUGGAAACUGCAAAGCUACGUAAACAGAAAAAAGAGACAUGUUUGCAAUCCAGCUUUUGACACAUAGAUUAGAAUUGACCAAAUUUUGACCAAAUUUUCAGACAUCAGCUUCUGUUCACUCGAGCUCUACAUGUGAGGGGAAUUGAUAGCAGGUGGAUCUUAUUCUCCAGUCUGUGCCAUUAAAUCACUGUAGAAGAAGUCCUGGGAAGAUCUCCAGUCAUAAUUCAAUGAUGGAAACAUGAGAGGAUAUUUCAGAUGUCCUAUAUUCUGUUUUCACUUGUAGGAACACAAGAAACAUGUAAAAUCAGACAGCUUUAAAAUGUGUUUUCUUAUUUGAUGCUUCAUGUGUUUGUGUUGUGCUAAGCUAAGCUAAGAUAAACUGUCCUUACAGCAUCGUUACAGUGGAGAAUAAACCGACACUGAACGCGGGAAGAGACAGAGACGUUUAUUUCAUAGUUACAUUCCCGGCCACGCAAUGUUUGCUAAUGUAGAAUUGAUUAAUAUCUAGUUAACACGAUUUAUGGUUCUGGCUUUGUUUCUAUGAUGGUGUGUUGCUGUCCAUAACAGACACGUAGUGGCUUGAAGGAAGUUUAAUGAAGACUUUUCUUUGAAUGCUUUCUGUGCACAUGAGAAUCACUUAAACCACAGUGUGUUUGGGCCAAUAUUUCUCUUAUUUAAAUGUUUCACCUCCUGCAUUCCUGUUUGUGAUGAGGUCCAAGCAUGGAAAUAUGUUUUGUGUAUAAUAUGAAUUAAUCUUUACUUUUAAAGAGGCAUUACUACUACUUAGUCUUAUCUAUAUGUAUAGAGGAUGUUUGUUUCACUCAGAAACUUAAGUUCCACUUGGACAAUACUGCAAUAAAUGCAAUCAUCAUACUCUUCA